ACACAACAGUACUCAUGUAGUAUUUUUUUUAUUUUUGGAAUGGUUCAGUUGCGCAAAGUGCAAAACCAGAUGGAUGCCAAAAGAUCAGUAUUGUGACUGGUUUCAGAUGUGUGCUCUAACUAGACUGAAUAAAAUGAAUGGGGGGUGCAAUUUCUCAAGGUCUAAGCUGGAUUUAUGCAUGUAAACUCAUGCUUUAGCUGACAUGGAUCUGUGAUCGCUCCACCAAAUGCUGGAUGACUGGUGGGUUUGUUUUUUUUCUUCUGGAGAUGAAGUUAUCACGAUCCAAGAUUUUUUGUGAUUUAUUUGCUUCUUAAGCUCAGUAACUGAAAACAUUUUAACAAAGAAGUGAUUCCCUUUCAGCACCUGUUGGAUUCGGAGGGCCAAAGGUCACGAUCAGCAUCCCAAUUAUUCUGCAGCUUUAUGAAUUAUGAAGAUUGAAAGCUGCAGGAAUCAGCUUUAACCCUCUUCCCUCCAGGAACAUAUGGGUAAUAUUUUCUGUUACAUAACAUUUCAGGCUAAUUUCUUUGAUUCAUGGCAGCAAAGCUUUUACUCUAAGAAUAAAAAAAAAACACUUUGCUUUGAGUCUCUUUGUCAGGCAAAGACAAACUGAUUCCUUCUUCAAAAAAAGGAUGAAAAAAUGUGGAUCUGAACAGCUUACAAGUGAAUUACAGCAGCAAGACAUCCUAAAGCCACGUCAGCGAAAGAUCUGGAGAAGUUGUGACCGGCCUCAACCUCUCUGUGCAAUGAAGACCUGAAGGCGGGCGACCCAUGUGUGUCCAACUGAACGCACACGCUGAGUUUCACACAUCAGUGUUGCGCGUGUGUGCUUGAAGCUCUGCGGAGCUGAGGAUUUAAGCCAAACAGGAUGGUUCAAAAGUCCACUUCAGUGUGCCUGCUGGGAGGCUUUUUAGGCCUGUUUCUGAUGGCUCCAGUUCUAAUGAGCUCCACCCCUGCAAGCAUGUGCACCCCCCUGAAGACGCUCAACGACAGCCUCAGCCACAGGAGACGGUACAUGAAGCACAACUUCCCCAUCAACUACUCCAUCAGGGUUUAUCGUGAGGAAAUCUUUAAGCUGUCAAAUAUCAGCAGAAUGAGGUUAAAGGUGGAGGAAUUGGAUGAUCUGGUUCUCCAAAGGCUGUGGUUUCAAGUUAAUCAGGGCGUGUUAAAAAAGAUCAUCCGGGUCAUGUCAGAGAGACAUCCCUCGCGUUCGUACACAGCUGAGCUGGAAAGACGCUUCAAAGAUGUCGAGGGAGUCUUUGUGCAGUCACAUCCCGCUGAGGUGUUCCAGCAGGAGCUUCCAGAGGCAGUUCAGGAGACCUGGGAUCAUUUAACAGAGGAGCCUAACAGAGUGCCAGAGUCCAACUGGAGACUCGCCUCUCCAAAGUCUCUGGUGGACAACUUGUGCCACACCAUGUACUGCCUCUUUAGCGAGUGCUUCGACGCAGAGACUCAACAGGACUACUGCGGAGUUUCCCAUUCGAGGAGAGGCAGGAAGAACUCCAGCCGGAACACAGUCACAACACCGGCAGAGUGACGCUCAUUCUGUGGACUCCACCAGCUAAUACAGCAAACUCUGCUGAACUGCAGGAACGCAAGCAAAGGAAAAAGAAAUCACCAUGAACAGACAGUAGUUCUUUUCCUAAAUCUACCAGAAAGAGUCGAGACCGACUCAUGGACUUUGAAAGCGAAAGCGGACUAAAAGUGUUGGCAAAUAACGGCUUUCGUGAUUAUUUAAGGAAUGCAUGGACUUCUAUGAACAACUUUGCUCAACGUUUGGGAAGAAGCUUGCUUACGAGAAAAUCUUCCAAUUCAAGAUUCCUUCAGUUUAAUUAUGAAAAAGACUUGGACAUCUUUUCUUUUAUAUAUCAUUGCCAAACUUGAUUUAUGAUCAUUACAUUAUUUUCUACUUAAUGCAUGUUUGCAAAAGCCACCCUUGCAAAGCGCUUUCAGCUUUGAAAACACCAAAGCAAACCUUCUGGACCUUAUCAACUAUAACAAGACUUUUACAAGCUGCACUUUCAGGUAUCAAACUACAGGAAAGUGUUUUUACAAGCCUGCUACCAGCCGAGCCCACACAUAUCCAACCUGUCCAACGUCAUUUUACCCAUCAAAGAAGAACCGUAGCAACAAAACACCAAUUUCCUAUUUCUAUGAGUUUUGUGAUCCCUUAAAUUUGAGUCAAACAAUUUGAGCAAAUGAUGGUGGAAAACACCAAAGUGACACUCAAGUCUUUUUUAAGUAAAAAAAAAUGGUUCUGGAAUUGUGGAAACCUGAGAUGUUUUUACCCGUGAAUGAACUGAGAAGUUACUCCGACCACCCAAACCGAUGAACCUUCAAGCUGUUUCACUCCAGCGUGCUCCGACGGAAACUUUUAAGUGUCAAGAAAAAGCCCCUAAAGUUGAGAUCCUUUUUUGUGUGAUCUCCUGCUCUGUGGAUCUAGAAUUUGCUCAUCUGGCCUCAAAGCAAGGACCUACCAGGACUUCCACUCUGAUAUCAGGAAUUGAAUGAAGAAUACAAUCACGGUCUUGGUCUCGUCUCCCAGCUCAUGGACUGACGAGGUCAUGGUAGACCCAAGGAGGAUCUACUCUCUACUUCUGAAUAGUAGAAGCCACAGCCCUGUAAAAUCCAGGUUAUUUUAGUUAAAUGAAGAAACAAAGAGGUUGCCAUAAGGUGGACAAAUUGCGUUUUCACUUUACAUUACAGAACAUAGCAUUUUGCACUUACUUUUAUUCUAAGGAAUUUAAAAUUACUUUUUGAUUUAAGGUGUUAGGUUUGGUAAUCCUGGGAUACAAACUCCAGAGAAGCCAAAUGUUAUUGGUUGCAUGUUUGCUUUACUGAUCUGCGAUGCCACCACUCAAAUUUAUGAGGGAGGGAAAAAGUCCAUAAUCUGAUAAAGAAUAAUCUGCGGGAAACAAAAAAGUGGCUGAUAUGAUGGUCCCAAGCCAACCAAUCAGGUGAUGUUGAUUCAGUUGAGCUGCCCAUUUUUCCAUCAGAUUAUAUUUUUUAAAUAAUUAAUGACUAUUAAUCCAAAUUGAACCCAACUGUCGAUGCUACCUUCUCGGUCAGAUGUCACCAAACCACAAGUUGCCCUAAAGUUGCCCCCACAUCUUUGCCUUUUUUUUGGGCAACUUGUGGUUUGGUGACAUCUGACCGAAUUAUUUAUUAGAUUAUGGAAUCCAUAUCAUUGAAUAUUAUUAUUAAAUCCUCAGCUCUAGGAAUUCUAACUGUUACUUGAUCUUAAGUCCUCUAUUGCUAUCAAAAAUCAGUAAAAAAUAUUAAACUAAAUCAUGAGGUUCGUAAAGAAAUAUCAAUCCAAUUUCAGUUGUCACACAUUUUAAAUACAACUACACAGGGGAAAAUGUGUAACUAAACUAAGUGUUUUUAUUUUCACUUUUAUUCUAAUUGUAUUAACAUGGCUAAAGCUGUCCUACCGUCUCAAGCUGGUUGGAUAAUUUGGAUCAGAUUUUUCUCAUACCAACAUCAACUCUGAGUCUAAGUCAAGUCAUGGUAAAGUCGAGCCGACGAUGUAAAUCUUUUGAACUGCAAUACGUGGCUGUUUGUGUUUAACACAUCCCAUGUUUGACCUCAUCUUGCCACAACUCUCCAAUCAUGUCUUUAGCAUGUGAAAAUUUCCACUUAAAAUCAGACAAGUGCUGGGUGUUUUUCAUUUUCGAACCACCCCACAUGCAUAAAUUGUAACUUAACACAUUGUGGCUGUUUUGUGUUGGUAAAAAGGAUCAAUCACUGCAAAAAAAAAAAAAAAA
This is a messenger RNA of Oryzias melastigma (Indian medaka), 3764 nucleotides long. RefSeq names its product interleukin 34 (gene il34). Gene Ontology annotation, biological process: positive regulation of monocyte differentiation; positive regulation of macrophage differentiation; positive regulation of cell population proliferation. Gene Ontology annotation, molecular function: macrophage colony-stimulating factor receptor binding; cytokine activity. Lineage: Eukaryota; Metazoa; Chordata; Actinopteri; Beloniformes; Adrianichthyidae. The record is from RefSeq and is a predicted model, not a curated record. The coding region runs from base 866 to 1534 and encodes 222 amino acids. The transcript is spliced from 8 exons.